ACUCAACCAAAUAUAGCACCAAGGCAGCAGAAUUCACAAACGGUAUGUUAAAAUUUGUACAACUUUGCAAAAGUUUUUUUUUUGUUGCUAAGUAAUAUUUGUUUUUAAUCUUAAACUUUAAUAAUUUUCUCCCUUUUUUAAUACAAAAUCAUUCCAUUCACCAGCAUAGCAUUUUGGAAUGAAUGCACAUUUUAUGUAAAAAAAAAAAAAUGUGUACGAAUUCAGAGAUGCUAUUGCUAAAAUACAAUUUUUUAAAAUUGAGCUAAUACUUCUUCAGAAAAUUAUAGGUUAUAAAUUAUGGAAAGAAAAGAAGUAACUAAUUAACUGUUAAUUAGGCUAAAAUAACUUUUCUACCCAAUUUAACCCUUUCGCUGCUGAGUUUUUUUAAUGAAAAAAUGUACAUUUUAUUUCAAAAAGUGAGAAAGACUGAGAAAUUGGGUUUAUUAAAAAAUAUCUAUUUAUUUUGAUAUCUACUGAAAGAUAAUUGAAUGGACUAUAUGUUUGUAAAAAUUUUUCUUAAGUUUAACUAAAUAAGUGACAAAAGAAAUUUAAAAUGUGAAAACAUGAAAUGUAAAACCUUUUUUUCCUUAAACCCUUUGAUGUAGAUAUACAUCAUCUUCACUGCUAUAAUUCAAAUCAUCUAAAACUACUACUAUUGGAAUCAUCUGAUGGAUCUAAAUCAUCUUCAUUAUCAAUAGAAAUAGUAUAAAACAUUUCCAAAGCUUGUUGAGCUUUUAAUUGUCUAGGAAAUUUACUCACCCCACUAGAGCCUGUGGUAGCCAUAGCAACAGAAUUGAUAAAGAAAAAAAACAACAGCAAAGAAUAUUGAUAAAAUAAAGCUUCAAAUGACAAAUAAACCUUUCUUUCGCUCAUAAACAAUGAAGCACCACUCUUCUAUGUAAAAGUCUAAUUAAAAACUAGCUCUUAAAACGUUUAACUGAAAAAUAGCAAAGAAACAACCAUGAUAUUGAAACAAUGCACUGUGUGUUUGUCCGUGCGUUUUAGCACAGCGGAUGAAUGUACUGCGCUACAGUGAAAGAGGUAAAGGGCAAAUGCAAAAUAAAUAUAUGCAAAAGCAACCUGUAUAGAUUUUUUUUUACUGUGUCUUAUUUUUAUUAAAGGUGAUAAAAUUAAUUAACCCCAGAAUACUUUAAUAAAUUUUAAUGUUUAGCCAAUUUUAGUUUUGAUUAUCUAAACUAAUUGGGACUGUGGUGCUUUGGAUAACCGAGUUUUCGGAUAACAGAACACUCUCAUGGAAAGUUUGCCUUAAAGAAAGUAAUGGGCAUGGAGAUUUGAGGUCACUUUGUCUUUCAGACGUGUAUUCUGGGAUAAAUAUUAAUUAACAAAUUAGCAGAUCGCAUUAUACUAGUCAUGUUGCUGAAUGUACAGUAUGUACCUAGAUUUUACCUUGUUUGUGAGACAGUGUUCAGAGUUGUUUUUCUGUCUUAUUACACCAAUGCUUCAAGAAGUAUUCAUGGUGUACCAAAAUAAUGAUUUUGAAAAGACAUGAAAUUCAGAUAACCUUAGACUCUGGUAUAUAUAUAUAUAUAUAUAUAUAUAUAUAUAUAUAUAUAUAUAUAUAUAUAUAUCUCUCAUCUAUUGCAUAUUAUUUUUUAUCUGUCCUAUGGUAUCACAAAUUUUUUACUUUUAUAUUUUAUCUCGGGUUUUUCGCUGUACUGCUGUACUAUCUAGUUUUUUAAAAUAUGUUUAUUAUUUUAAUUAUUAUUUGCAAUAAAUAAGCAUUUCUAGCCUAAAAAGUUGAAAACGAUACAAACAAAACUAUUAAAUAUUAAUAAAAAAAUAUUAUUUAUCUAUUAAAUCGAAAUAAAUGUUAAAUAUAAGGUGGCUAUUCGUGGACUUCACCUAUCACAUGGAUUUCUGGAACCUAACCCCCGGAACAUAGACAAGGGAUCACUCUGUUACUAAAGUAGUUACUCUCUUGCUUCAUAGUUAUUUAAAAAAUGAUCAAAGAUUGAUGGUCAUUAUGCCUAAGGACUUAUUAAGCUUGUGUAAUAAUAAAUUUUUUUUUGGGUAGUUAUUCUAAUUUUUCUAUUAAGUAAUUGUUUCUUCUUAAUAUUUAGGGCACCCUUACUAUCCCUCAUGGGGCACUGCUAGUACGAAAUGAGAGUGGCCAACUUGUUCUUGUGUCAGCAUCCCAGACCGUCCUUCAGCAAACACCAAGCAGCAACAGUGUUAUAACCACAAUGGCUCCAAGUAGUUAUCGUAUACAGAAUGUUCGGGUAACUUUCUCUGUCACAUAUUGUAACUAUAUAUAAUGAAGAUUAAACAUACCAGAUUUAUUUAAGAAGAACGUCUCUGAAUUUAAUUUAUGAACAUUUUAUUUAAAUUCUUUUUCAUAAAGGUACACUGAAAUUUUAAAAUCAAUAUAGCUGUUGUUUUUUUUUAAAUUUUAGUAUGGUAUGCUGAGUUCAUUGACAUAGAAGCACUGCACUGAUUAAUUGAUAUCAGCAUUUUUAUUGCCAGAUUAAAUGGCUUAUAUGUUUUUGUAAUGAUAUUUUGCAAUAAUGUCAGAUCUGAAACAAGUUUCUGGUCAUUUAACGGUUUCAGAACAUGAAAAUGAAAUUACUUAAAUCUAAUUACACUCUAUUACAUAUGAAAAACAGCAACCACAUUAGCUAUUUUUUGAAAGACUCCCCAUUUCAAAGAUUUGUUACACCCUCCAUCAACCCAAAAUCAUUAAUACAAUGUGAACAAACCUGAACAUGAGAUUUUUAUGGUCAGAGCCCUCAUAUUUUCAGUUUUUGAGUGGCAUGAACAGCAGGGCAGUUAACCCUAUGCACACCUCUCAAGUGGUGCUGGGGUUGCACCUAAGAUAUUACCAUAAGUCUCUCCACAUUCCCACCCCAGAGGAUUGACAGAUUGGGUCCAUUGCAAAAGGGAGGAUUCCUCAGACCUGAUAAUUUGAUUCAGGGACUCAGAUACUGAUUUGCCAAGCCCCUAGUGGCACUUGUUGAAGGGCAUCCAAACUUUAUCUGAUUUUAGCACCCAGUUAAAAUGAAUUUGUUUGAUGACCAUACAUUUAAAAAAAUCCAAUUUGUAAGUCACAGUUGUGGGCCAAGUGAUAGUUGUCCUACUAGUUGUUAGAUAGUUAAGUUUUGUUUUUGUUGCAUCAUUAAGACAUAAAGGAAGCAUAAAAUAGUGCACACAAUUUGCCAUAGAGAUUUUCUGUAAACUUAGUCAAAGGGCAUAGAAGUCUGCAAACCUUAACAGGACUUGCUUUUGAGUUUGAACAAAGAAAAAAAAAAAAGUAAAAUAUUAUCUUCAUCUUUGUGUAUUGUAUGCUGCUUAAUAAAUAGUUAAGUAGGUUCCAGGAAGUACAAAAUGACUAGUAUUAACAAAAUAUUUGUUGUUAUUGACAGCCCCUCACAUCUCAAGCACCCGUGCGAAGUACUUCUAGUGGUCAGACCAUCGUCACCAUUCAGCCUCAAUCAGCACCACAGCAGCAGUCCAUUCAGGUUCGAGGACCAAAUAUUUCAGCAGUUGUUCCAACAUCAAAUCUCCAGCAACGUCCCCAAGUCCAAACAACAACAGUCAUUGGUCAGUCGGCCCC
Molecule: messenger RNA, 3571 nt
Organism: Lymnaea stagnalis (great pond snail)
Lineage: Eukaryota; Metazoa; Mollusca; Gastropoda; Lymnaeidae
Source: the annotation of a GenBank genome assembly